AAGAAAAAACCUAUAUUCUACUGUUCUGGCAUUUCUCAUUUUCUUAAUUCUUUAUUAUUCUAUUCAUAAAGUUAUUUCCAUCUUUCUUUUUUAUUUAUUUCUUUCAUUUGCCUUUUUGAAUUCCUCUCUGUCUUUCCUUCUCUAGCUCUUAUAGUCUCUCUUUCUUCAACUCUCUUAUAUGUGUGUGUUUGUGUGUAUAUAUAUAAGAUUAUCAUACCAUUAUUGUUUAAGGGAUAAGGAACAGGAAACCAAAGCUAUAGCUAAGAAUAAGCAAAACUAAAAAUGGGCAGAGCUCCUUGUUGUGACAAAGCGAACGUCAAGAAAGGUCCAUGGUCGCCGGAGGAAGACGCUAGGCUCAAGGAGUAUAUCGAACAGAAUGGCACCGGUGGUAACUGGAUUGCCUUACCUUCAAAAAUAGGUCUUAAGAGAUGUGGCAAGAGUUGUCGUCUUAGAUGGCUGAAUUAUCUCCGGCCAAAUAUUAAGCACGGAGGAUUUUCAGAGGAAGAAGAUAACAUUAUUUGCAGCCUCUAUAUUAAUAUAGGAAGCAGGUGGUCUAUCAUUGCUGCUCAGUUGCCAGGAAGAACUGAUAAUGAUAUAAAGAAUUACUGGAACACAAGGCUAAAGAAGAAGCUUUUAGGAAAGCAGCGAAAGGAGCAACAAUCGCGACGAAAUAGUCUAAAGCAAGAGAUAAAGAAGGAAAACCAGAUUUUUAUGGCAUCUGCUAAUGACUUUAUUAAUCAAGAGCAGACUACUAAUUACUGGCCAGAGUUACCAUCAACAUCAACAACCUCUAUUAUACCAGCAGUAAUGAAUCCAACCCAAGAUUCUCAGUUCUUGGAUCAAGAAUCUCUUAAAAGCUUGCUGAUCAAGCUAGGAGGAAGAUUCUCUGAUAAUAAUGAUAAUAAUAGUGGUAAUAAUAAUCAAGAAUUGAUAAUUUCUAAUACUAGUGUUUAUUCUCUUAAUCAUGAUCAACCAUAUUCAAAUACAGUCAAUAUGGGUUCUUCUACUGCAGCUUCUGUAGAUAACGGCAAUUACAGUCUCUUUCAAGGGCUUGAUGCUUUUUCUGCCGUUGAUUUCGAUGAAUGGGUUUAUAGUAAUAACCAGCAGCAGCAGGUAGAAGGUAUGCAGAGUUUGUAUGGAUUGAGUGGUAGUACUAAUGGAAAUGGAGCCAUUAGUUCUGGAGAAAGUAGCAGUUGGGAAAAUAAUAUUAGUGGAAGCUCUAAUUUGGGUUAUCCUGCACUUAUUUCUGAGUUUGAGACUUGCUUGCAACGUCCACCGCAGCAACAAGAUCAUUCUUCAUCUUUUGAAGUUUCGAGUUACCAUUUUGGGGCACAAUAGUUACUACUUACUACUGCUUCUUUAAUUAGUACACAUGAUUUGUGUAAAUUGUUAGUUAGUAGGAAAUUUGGUAUGGUGUUAUUGGAAAUUAAUUACUCAUAAAUUUAAUCAAGAGAGAUAUUUGUUAAUUUUCUA
Jatropha curcas is the source of this 1473-nucleotide messenger RNA. It is a transcript of the gene MYB84, whose product is annotated as myb domain protein 84. The record is from RefSeq and is a predicted model, not a curated record. Lineage: Eukaryota; Viridiplantae; Streptophyta; Magnoliopsida; Malpighiales; Euphorbiaceae.